This is a messenger RNA of Dufourea novaeangliae, 1294 nucleotides long. RefSeq lists its product as uncharacterized. The coding region runs from base 65 to 1210 and encodes 381 amino acids. The transcript is spliced from 6 exons. NCBI's taxonomy places the organism in Eukaryota, Metazoa, Arthropoda, Insecta, Hymenoptera, Halictidae. The record is from RefSeq and is a predicted model, not a curated record.
UUGAAAUCAGUUCAUAGACAACGACUUUCGUGGAAGGAGAAUCGGUUAGUGAGCAUUUUUCAAAAUGAACGCGGUGAAAUUUGCGGAAGAAUUCACGCAGUUACUCUGCCGAUGGACGAGGACUGUUACAAACGAAGACGGCAGUUCCGCUCCUCUUUUAACCAACAAACAGCUAUUAAAGAUCAUACAGGAUGUGAUACAAGUGAUGCACGGAGUGAGUCUACAAAUUCUUGAUUACUCUACAAUAACAACACCUACGACAGGUAUCGCUGUUUGCACUCCAACUGCGCCUGUAGUAGCUAAACUUGAUCUGCAUCAAAAUAAUACAUCGAUAUCAAGAUUCAGAUCGUUGGACACUUUGAUAAUGCUGAAUGAAUCGAACGAUCAUAAGCCUGAUAUCAAGGAAGAAGCAUCGAAAAAUGAGGAAAAAUUGGAUAUCGACGAAAUUAGGGAAUGCGACACAUUGCCUGAGGAUAGAAAGUUCAUCUCACGUUCGAGUCCAGCGAUUCACGUCAGCUCUGUCGCGAGGUCCAACACGUUCGUUUACGAAGAAGAUGAAAAAAACGAGGCAAAUAGAGUCGCUGAUCGAAAGGAGAGCAACGUUUUCCAUCAAAAUGAGACGUCCGUUUGCGACCUCCAAAAGUUCUUAAAAAAAGUAAACAGUCUGCGAGAUUGCGCCUCUGACAUCUUAUCGAAGAUCGACGACUUGAAACAGGAUGUACUCCCACAACCCACGAAACACAUUCGACGACUAUCCAGCAUGGGUGGUUUUCCCGGAGUGAACCGCACUUCAUCGCUGAUGAGAUCAAUUCCGCCGCCUAAACCUCGAAGAUCCGUGUCAGACUUUCCAGGCACGCCCACGUCCUCCAAACUGAACCCGACGAUCACGACCAAGGAGAAUAUUGCGUCCGGGAGGAGCAAAAGUUCGGAAAAUUUUCAAAAGCCGCCGAAAAUCACGUUGUCGAAUCGUUCGCCAUCGUUCUCGGUCCCAUUCACCAAAAAGUCCCCAUUGGACAACAUCAAACCCUCUAAGAAUCCUAAAUACGCACACGUGCAGAGCACCAUACCGAAAGCUUCGACAGUUACCACAAGCGUGGUUGGAGUGCAAACAGCGGGAUACCUGAGGAAGGUGUUUUCACUGAAGAAUAAUCAGGCAUUUGUAGACUCACUCCCUGCAUCACCUGUGUUGCAUAUAUUACAUUGUGCUUAAUAGUUGUUGGUUGGUUACGAAGAGAGUGGUAUGGUUACCUUAUUUAUAUAAAUUCCUAUAUCAUUGCAGUCUUGUACUGCCAAU